UGAUGGAGGAAGAGACCCCACAAACUAUACCAGACAUGUGGGGUCCACACUCUACCACCCCUCUUCUUCUUCUUCAACUUCUUCACAUUCCAUCAUCACUAUUCUCACCUAACCAUUUUUCAUUUAUUACAUUCUUCUUCUCUUAAAAACUUGCCUUCAAAUUCAUUCACCUCUCCCUCAAAUUCUUCAGAAAAAUCAAAACUUUUCUCAACCCAGUUGUUGAAAUUGUGGUGGGUUGAUGUCUACUGUGUCUAAAGAUGAUAACUUGGCACUUUCUUCAGAAGAUUCUUCUAGCCCAGAUGAGUCUGAGCUUGAAUUGGGUCUUGGGCUAAGCCUUUCUCACACUGUUAAAGCGCAUCAGUAUCAUAAUCACCAACAUGCUUCUUAUGCUAGAAUUUUCACUGCUAAGGAUUUUUCUUCUUCUCCUUCCUCUGCUGGGAACAAGAGACCUGCUGAUUCUCUUGAUGCUACCAACCGUCCAAGUCAAGUAGUUGGAUGGCCUCCCCUUCGAACAUAUCGAGUGAAUAGCUUUAAUAACCAAGUUAAAUCAACUGAACCAUUUAACUCUGUGGCCGAGAAGAGCAAGAACAAUAAUACUGUGGUUAGGAAGAAUACUGACAACAGAGUCAUAGAUAACAGCAUUAAUAUCAAAGAUAAAAGACACGUCAAGAAUUCCCCAUUUGUCAAAGUAAAUAUGGAUGGGAUACCGAUUGGAAGAAAGGUUAAUUUGAGCUCUCACAGUUCCUACGAAACCUUGGCACAGACAUUGGAGGACAUGUUUAACGAAUACGAAUCAACUACAGGUAUAGCUUGCAAAGGAUCAAGUGGGAAGGAUCACGACAUGACUAUCCGAGGAGAAUGGCAUUCAAAAUUGUUGGAUGGAUCUUCUAAAUUUGUACUGACUUAUGAAGACAAAGAAGGAGAUUGGAUGCUUGUUGGAGAUGUUCCUUGGGGGAUGUUCGUUAGUUCUGUGAAGAGACUAAGAAUCAUGAGGACAUCCGAGGCUAACGGACUCGGACCAAGAUUGGAAGAAAAGAACAUCAGACAGAAAAACAAGCCUAUAUAGAUAUUAUUUUCAUGGCUAAAGGAUAAGAGAAACUUACUUAUCACCUUAUAUGUAACACGAAAUAGAAGAAGCAGGAAAAAACAGAAAUUGAAAAAAGUAAAGGAAGUACAGCAAGUAAAUGGAUUUUGAGAGUUAAAUGAUCAAAUCUUGUGUUUUUUUGUUUUGGUCUUGGUUUCCUGAUUCAGUUUUUUUUUUUUGCUUAACUUGGAAUAUCUGGCAUUGCCUCUAUAAAUCAUCACUUGGAUGAUGCAGGCAUCAUAAAAUUUCAUGUAAUAAUCUUACUGAUCAUACAUACUAUUUGUUAAUGCUGUAAAUGUGAGGUGCUUGCUAACUUUCUUAGCCUCAUCUACUUCUGAUUGAACUUUCUUUCCAUGCUGUA
Cicer arietinum (chickpea) is the source of this 1445-nucleotide messenger RNA. Its product is annotated as auxin-responsive protein IAA12-like. NCBI's taxonomy places the organism in Eukaryota, Viridiplantae, Streptophyta, Magnoliopsida, Fabales, Fabaceae. Gene Ontology annotation, biological process: regulation of DNA-templated transcription. The record is from RefSeq and is a predicted model, not a curated record. Gene Ontology annotation, cellular component: nucleus.